Messenger RNA from Temnothorax curvispinosus, 3076 nucleotides. RefSeq lists its product as uncharacterized. The record is from RefSeq and is a predicted model, not a curated record. NCBI's taxonomy places the organism in Eukaryota, Metazoa, Arthropoda, Insecta, Hymenoptera, Formicidae. The transcript is spliced from 3 exons. Bases 2321 to 3076 code for a protein of 251 amino acids.
UUUAGAGCAGAAAUGGUACGGAAAAAGAAUUCAUUUUAUAAUUUGAGAAUUCAAAAAUAAUUCUUUUUUAAUUCUCUUUGCUAUCUGAUUUAUCAUCAUCCGAAGUAAGCUGGAGUAAUGUCAUCAGGAGUAACUUGCCCAUAUGAAUCGCAACCGCAGGAUCCACGCAAGACGAUCCCCUACCUAUACGAGCCACUACGAGCGGAACAGAGCGGUAUAUGAGUUUAAACGCCCCCUCCCGUUAGCGAUGGCUCGAUCCCCUUUUCAAGGAGAAAGAGGCUCGGUGGCCUAUGGACGCUCUGCUGGCGGGAAAGGUGUAAUGGCGAGAGCGCGAAAAAAGGAUCCCGUCCGACAAACCGGCAGCGGCGGGCUGCGCGGCAGUUGAGGCAGUUAUUGUCCCGGUUGUCCGUCCGAUCGGCGGUUAAUUCGCUCGGAGAGCGCGGCGCGCGUGACGGAACGGAGCAGAACGGAGCGGAGCGAAGCGGCGCGCGGUGGCCCCGCGGUCGAUGGGACGUGUGGCGGAGUGAAUUAUCGGUCGCGCAUGGUCCGUAGGUAGAAUUCGCUGUAUCGCUUUUCGGUGGAUCUCCGAGACGAGCGGAGAGUCCGCAGCUCCGAAUCGCUCGCUCGCGCCGCCGUGGUGGUGCGCCCGACGAAGAUGGCCGCCUGACGACGGUGUCGAGGGCCGAGGAUCAUCGUGCGCGCAUCGAUCGCGUGCGAUCGACCUCGGGGACGUUCGGCCGCCCGCGCCGCGUCCUUGGAGGUGAGUGUACGCUCGCCGAAUGUCGAGGUGGAUGGACGUUGACACGUGCGUGCAUGCGUAUACCUAACGCCGGACGCGUUUUGUGACGUGACGCCCCGACGCGUUUUGGAAAAAACGCACAUCAGAGGAAUCGUCUUCGACGGAUGCUGCUCGCGGUAGAACACGCGUCGUGCCAUGCUCCACUCUCACGGCUCUUUCUAAAACGUUACACUCGAGGGAAAUGAUGCUCCUUGUUUACAUGUUAUUCCUGGAAAUGUAGAAGGUAACGAGAGCUUUGGAGGUGAUGCUGAAAAAUAAUAAAAACAUUCGCUUAAUCCUGUGCCGUCCUUUAUACGUAUCGUUCCGAAGGAGGAUCGACAAUUUUCACGGAAAUUUUUAACUUGUGACAACAAUAAUUCUACAUUGCCGCACUCUUGUCCCGCGUUAAUCGAAAUACCGUAGCAUUAAAAUUUACGUCCGAAGAUUUGAAAGAGAACUGUAAAAAAAAUUUGAUUCGAAGUGGAUUAUUCGUUCGUUUAAAGGCUAUAAUAUAAAAGUCCACUCGUUUUAGGAAGUGGAGAGCGUUUUAACGCGCCGACGUAACGGAGUAUCCUGGAGUCUCGGAGGUCCGUUACCUCCGCGAAGGAGGUAAGAGAGCGAGAAGCUGGUAGAAGAAGCGCCGCGAUCCUGUUUAUUUCCACGAUUUUUACCUGGCGCAAUUGCGAGAGAGAGAGAGAGCGCGGCCAAGCUGUAUAAUAUCAACGUGUCCGUAUGCGAGCGAAGAAUUGAGAAUUAAGAGUUACGAAACUCUCGUCACUGCCCGCUGAGCUACGCUAUAAAUUGCAAACGUAAACGCGUUUGCGAUAUCAGACGCGCAAAAGUAUCUCGAAUUAAUGCGAAGCGAAGGAGUUUCGGUUUCACGAGAGAAAUUCGUGUAAGGAUUUACGAUCGCGAACCGCGAUCUAAUAUCGAAACAUAUUAUAUUGAGAGAAUUUUCUCCAGAGUGAAAUUCCAUAAAAGUUAGCUUGGUGUGAAACGAGGAAGCGCUUGCAUCGAGGAAACUCCGUCUUACGCGUAAAGGAGGCGACAGAAAAGGAAAAUAUCGAGGUCGACGGGAACUGAAGAGGAACCGAGUGCGCGAGAAAUCUCAGUAAUAUCGAUUGAAAUUUCACACAUUUAUGCGAAUAACAGGCAUCAGCCGAUUUCUUUCGCCCUACACAAAGUUGCUUGAUGAAGAAAGUACAAGGCUCGGCUACUUAUUGUAGACCACUUUCAUCAAAGAAUCAUCGACACGGGGAAAGAGAAUAUAUUCAUUACCAGAGUACUUCAAUUAUUUAAGUACUUAAAUGGAGUGAUACUCUAUAGUAUCAAAGUGCGUACAAAUUUAACGAAUUAGGAGGGUGCAUUCCAACGGAAUAUAUCUCGCGCAACGAAUCAGCUGACGGGAUUGGAAGCGAAGGUUCCAAGCGUCAGCGAUCGGAAAGGAUCGAUCGACACGAGGUGGGAUCGUCCGGAUGGGAGUAUCGCCGCCGAGGGUGGCACUUCCUUGCGGCCGCACCUUCCGCUAGAAAACCGAUAUAGAUGGAACGCAGAGCCGACAGAUAUGGCGCGAGGGAGAUGCGCCAUUCGCGUAGUGAGGAUCUGCUGGGCGCGAUUUCCAGAUCACCCAGUCCGUGCGUCGAUCUACCGGCCACGGCGUCCGAGGAUGAUCUAAUCGCGGCCAGUGCCCUCCGGGACUCGGGCAUCUACGACGAGGCUGUCGGCAGCGCCGGUAUCGCCGGCCCGUCGCGGCGCAUUCUCUCGUCGUCAUCCAGAACGGUGGGAGUCCCUGUCGAUCCGGAGGACUCCAUUCGCGACAUCGUCACCGAGAACGAUCUGUACAGGUAUGUCCUGUUCAAGCGGCAUUAUGACAAAUAUGUGGACCUCGCGGAGAAGUACAAGGAGGCGAAGAGUGUCGCUUAUUACCUGGAGGAGCGCUAUCACGAGAUCAAGGUCGAGCGAGACAGGUUGGAGGAAGCUCGAAGGCAUUUGGAAAGACGACUGGAAGGCUGCGAGACGGAACUUCGUGGCAAGGAGGACGAGCUCUUCUUGCAGCUGGAGAGAAGUUUGCGGCUGGAAGAAGAAAUCGAACGGGCUAAGGCCGAGAGGGAUAGCUAUAUGGAGGCUCAGCAUCGCCUAGAACAACAACGGGAAUCGGCUUUUCGUCGCUUACGGAUGCAGCUCGAGCAGAACGAAGUCACAAGGCGGGAUCUCGAGAGAGCGCGUCAAGAUGUUAUUCGCCAAGCCACUAUUAUCCGUAUCGAAAGAGACACCUUGGAAAGAGAGGUGAGUGUUUAA